Armigeres subalbatus is the source of this 1318-nucleotide messenger RNA. Its product is annotated as 23 kDa integral membrane protein. The transcript has 3 exons. Gene Ontology annotation, cellular component: plasma membrane. Bases 157 to 906 code for a protein of 249 amino acids. The record is from RefSeq and is a predicted model, not a curated record. Lineage: Eukaryota; Metazoa; Arthropoda; Insecta; Diptera; Culicidae.
UCUGCUCCGGGCAGUUGAAAGGAUUUGUCGGAAAGUGACCUCUUGGGACGAAAAGUGAUUUCUGGGCAGAAAAUCAGUUUGGAAUAAGUGCAACAUCAGUGAAAGUGACCAGUUCUAUUUGCAUUCUAAGGAUUAACUGUGCAAGACAGCUGCAAAAUGAAAUCAAUUCUAUUUGACAACAUCCGAGCUAGGCUCGGAUCCUGUGGGACCAAAACGAUUAAAUAUUUGCUGUUUGUCUUCAAUCUCAUAUUUGCGGUAUCGGGACUAGUGCUUUUAAUCGCCGGAAUAAUAGUGCUUCUCGAUGUAAAUGACUACCAACAUUUCGUGGAGGACAAGCUUAUGGCGCCUCCCGUUGUGCUGAUCGUUGUGGGCACCUUUGUCUUCCUCGUGGCCUCUCUUGGGUGUUACGGCGCCAUAAAGGAGUCGCCAAAGCUACUGAAUGCCUUCGCUGUGUUCCUUAUAAUUGUGUUGAUCAUAGAAGUAGCCGUCGCCAUCGCAGCAGUGGCCUUCAAGUCCGACCUCCAGAAUGCCUUGGAAACACAGCUGGAGAAUUCUAUUUCCCGACGUAACAGCGCUGACAUGGCAGCGUGGAACAGGGUCCAUAAGAAGAUGAUGUGCUGUGGCAUUGAAGGGCCCAAGGAUUGGUAUGACAACAACAACAGAACCAUGCCAGCCAGUUGUUGCAAACCCGAUUUAAUUGAUCCUGAGACCGACGAUUGCAAAAAUGCCCCACCGCUUUUCAUGGAUCGUUAUUACCAGGAAGGGUGUAUGAUGAAAUUGAAGCAACACUUUGAUAAGAAUGCAGCGGUCAUCAUCGCUGUGGGUUUCGUAAUUGCCGCGUUCCAGUUAUUGGGCGUCAUUUUCUCGUGUUGGUUGUCGGCAGCAAUCAAACGGGAUAAACAUUAAAACCUACAGUUCAAAACAUUUUGUUCCUAGUUUAUCUAUGCAUUAAGCCACUAUUUUUAGGAUAACGCUCAAAUCACUUGUACGUAGUCAGUAUCUUGGCGACAAGUUUUCACGCUAUUGUUUCUUUUCACCGAUUGAGGAAUUCAUUGCUGUAGUUUUUCUCAUGGAAUUUUACUCACUUUUUGUUGGAAGUGGAACAACUCAUAUUUAUUAACAAAAUAUGAGUAACAUACUCGAGACAAAAAACGGCAAUACAAUUCGGUGAAAAGAAAAGUAAGCGAGUAGCAGUUGGCUUUCCACUACAUCUAAAGAUCUAACCUGUUGUAUGUCAAUAAAAAAAGAUUUAAUAUUCCCAUUUCAAUGAACUAUCACAAAGAGAUAAACUAUAUUAUGAUUCCGGAUUACAAAUUUA